AUGUCUUUCAAUUCAUAUUACAAUUGGAAUUCGUAUCAACAUGUUAUUGAUGCAUCUAAACGCCCGAGAGCAGUGACGAUAAAUGAGCAAAAUCCUGAAAUCGUCUUGAAAAAGAUAGAUCAAUGGUUGUCUCAACACUAUCCUGGUUUUCAAAUCAAUCACGUCGAAAUAGUCAAACCGGAUCGUCGAGUAUAUGCUCGGGCUAGUUUUCGUACAGCAGAUCGUCAGGAAAAAACUGUUCUCUUCGAUGUCACCGCUGCAGCACAGAGUUAUAUGAAUACAAUGAUGCGAAUGUUUUCUCCUGGAACAGUCGUUCGUCUAUGGCCAGGAGCAGGCUCAAGAGCAACACGAUAUGAACUUCUUAUCUAA
Adineta ricciae is the source of this 369-nucleotide messenger RNA. The record is from the annotation of a GenBank genome assembly. NCBI's taxonomy places the organism in Eukaryota, Metazoa, Rotifera, Eurotatoria, Adinetida, Adinetidae.